CAUUGGGGAGAAUGAGGAAAUAGUGGAGUCAUCUAUAAUCUGUUCAUCUCUACCCUCUGAUCCUCUUUCUCUCACAUAAACCAUCAGAAUUCAGAAUAGAGAAUUUUGAAGAUAAAUCUAGAAAUUUGAGAUUUUCGGCAUUUAUGGAAGAAUUACCAGUUGAGCUUUGCCUUAAGAUCUUCUGUUUCUUGGAUUAUCAGAAUCUUUCUGUUGCUCAACAAGUUUGCAGGAAAUGGAAUGUGUUAGGUUCGGACAACGAUUUAUGGGCAAAUCUCUUCAAGGAGAGGUGGGGUGAAACUCGUUCAGAGUUUCACACACCAGUUGAAUCAAAAACAUGGAAAGAGGUAUUCGAAGUGCAAGACCGGUGUGAUCGUGUAGGACUAGGAUUGAAGAUAAUCCGAGAGGGAGUUGAUUGUUACCUCGUCUACCAGGGUGAAGUAAAACGCCAUUUGUGUUCGAGGAGACAGAGGAAGCAGCAAAAUGAACAUAAUCAGGAAGGGUCUCGGGUAGGAAGACCCAGUUAUGGGAUUUUAGAGAAGAUUCUUUUCUUCAUCGGAGAUCUGGAAGUUGCUUCUAACGAAGCAAAAAGAAGCCGAUUAAUGUGAAUAGAUCGAGAUCAAUAACCACUAUCUAUUCGACGUGUACUGUUCGUAAGCUUCAUUUUCCAAAUGCAUGUAUAAUAAAACUAUUCACAUAAAUGUAUAGUCUGUAAAUCCCAGUGAUAGAUCUGCACCAGUUCAUUGAUUAUGUAAUAUUGUGUAGUAUUAAAUUGUACAUUUAUUAACUGGUAAUAAUGAUGUUUAUUCAUAUGAGUAACUCAAUGCAUCAACAAUCACAAGUAAACUCAUUGCACACCUUUAUUUCCGAAUUCUACUGAAAAACUCACCAUCAUGACAUGUUUAAUUUAUCGAAGUAUCAAUUCUUUGAGACAUAUUACUCCAUUUGUCUAUUUGAAUUUACUGUAUAAUAUCUAAAUAAUAAAUAGUUUUUAGCGAAAU
Messenger RNA from Amaranthus tricolor (Joseph's coat), 998 nucleotides. RefSeq lists its product as uncharacterized. The transcript is spliced from 3 exons. Gene Ontology annotation, cellular component: SCF ubiquitin ligase complex. Gene Ontology annotation, biological process: SCF-dependent proteasomal ubiquitin-dependent protein catabolic process. Gene Ontology annotation, molecular function: protein binding. Bases 144 to 605 code for a protein of 153 amino acids. Lineage: Eukaryota; Viridiplantae; Streptophyta; Magnoliopsida; Caryophyllales; Amaranthaceae. The record is from RefSeq and is a predicted model, not a curated record.